UUUUGAAUAAACAAUUUUUCAUUCACACGCGUGUAUUGCAUGUUUUAAAGCAACUGCAUUGGAUAGGAUGUUAAGUGCUUUGGUGCUAUAAUGUUGUGUUUAUUUAUUUUUACAUUUUUACAGACCACACAAGAUAAUUCUUCCAAUUUAAAUCUCAGUAGAUACUUUGCGUGAAGAGGGUAUCGCUUUAGAUAUGAAGCUUUUCAGAAAAGCUACGAAUUUAAUAUUGAAGGCUUAUAGACGAUAUCCGUACAAUGAUGUUUUGGUCGUUUGUCAAACUCAUCUGUGUACAUUCAAAUCACCAUUCAACAUCAUACAAUGUUUUGUUAGGCCCGAUGGUUUUUUGGAUCCAUCAACGUAUUUAGUUUCGUCUAGAAAGCCAAUGUACAAAGCAGUUAUUUUUGAUAAAGAUGGAACUAUUAUUUGCUUUAACUCAAUGUGGAUACCUUGGGCACGGACUAUUGCAAAAAACAUUUCUAGUGACAUUUCUCGGGAUAUAGGUUUCGAGAUAUUGACUACUCUUGGGUGCUGCCCAAAAACUCACAUUAUCAAUCCAGGUGUUUUAGCUGAAGGUACUGAAGAACAAGUAAUAAUCGCUCUGACAAACUUGUUAGUUUCUCACGGCAUUACAAAAAGCAUGGCUCAGUCCAUUGUGUCUAAGCAUGUUAAAGCAUUAUCACUUUCACCUGAGCACGUUGUUCAGUUGACUGAUAUGAAAAGCAUGUUAACUACUUUGAGACAGCACUCAAUCAAGACCGCUAUUUGCACAUCCGACAGUCGGAAAGGGACAGUACAAGCUCUGGCAGUUUUAGAUGUUUUACAUCUAUUAGAUGUUAUUGUGUGCGGUGAUGACCCUGGUAGACUUCCGAAACCGCAUCCAGAUAACGCGGAAUUCAUAUGUAGGGAACUCCAUGUGUCACCUGAAGAAACAGUUAUGAUAGGAGAUACCUCGACGGACAUUGCUUUUGCAAAAAAUGCUAAUCUAGGUUUAUGUAUUGGUGUUCUUAGUGGAAUCGGUCAACAAAAUGGUUUGGAGGAAACCUGGCUUAAGCAUUCUGAAAUUGAGGGUAAAAGUAAUUUAAACGAGGUUAAAUCAUACCAUUCAAAACCUAAGUUACAUAUUGUGCCAUCUGUGGGUCAUAUAUUGCCAAUCGUGUUGCCUGAUCUUAAUCUACCAAUCAGACAAAUUUUGCUCGGUAACAACGUGUUACAUCAAAAGCUGUCAAAUCAAAAGUUUAAACUGGUUAUUAUUGACAAAGAUGGGAGUUUUAUCAAUGUACAUCCCCGUUGGGCUGAAUGGUGUGAGAAAGUCUACAUAAGAUUAUCGGAAAAAACGUCUCCUGAUCUAGCAUGUACAUUUUUGAGCAUACUGGGUUACUCUUCUGAGACGCGAAAAAUAUCUAAUGGUAUUUUAGCUGGAGGAUCUACGGUGUUUAUUGAAGAGUGCCUGCGGUAUUUGCUCAUACUAAAAGGUUACGGAGUCAAGGAGUCUGACCAGAUAGUAAACCAGAUAUGGAUCUGUCCAAGCUCUAUACCAGGUAUAACUAUAUCUGAUACAGUUGAAACAGUUAAGAAACUUAGGGAAAUCGGUCUACAAGUAGCUAUAAAUAGUUCAGACAGCCGAAAAGCCUGCGACGAUUUCUUGUUAAACCUAAAAUUGCAUGACUACAUAAAUAUCAUAGUGUCGGCUGAGGAUGCCGGUUGUCACCCAAAACCUUUACCACAUACUGUGCUCCAAAUCAUUGACAAAGUUGGAUGUAAACCUGAAGAAACAGUCAUUGUCGGUGAUACACCUGCAGACUUAAUGUCCGGUCGAUCGGCUAAGGUUGGCCUUACUGUUGGACUGUUAUCUGGAUUUUCAUCGGCAACCGACCUAAUCUCCUAUUCAGACCUAAUUUUACCAAACUUAUCUCAUCUCCCUAAUAUAUUCAUUGAUUAA
Molecule: messenger RNA, 1939 nt
Organism: Schistosoma curassoni
Lineage: Eukaryota; Metazoa; Platyhelminthes; Trematoda; Strigeidida; Schistosomatidae
Source: the annotation of a GenBank genome assembly